GUAAUCCCCGGGUAAUGCCUAAUGCCCGUGCCCUGGGGGUUGGGGGGGCAGAGGGGGUCUGCCCCUCCCGGAGUUCCCCCUCUGGGCCGAGCUGAUGGGGAAAUAAAGCUGCUGAUGCGCGAGAUGGCCCAUAUGGUGCCUCCAGGAGAGGAGCCGGAACGGCCUUGAACCUGCCGGACCCGGCAGCUGGUUGCUGCCCCCGCCCCGGGCUCGCCCCCCCCGGCUUGGCGGGCGCACGGGCAUCCCCCGGAUAAGCGGGGGCCCUGCGCCCCACCCCACCCCCGCUCGUUGGUGGCGGCUUUUGCCCGCCACCCCCAUACCCGGCUACCCACCGGGACGUGUUUAUGUGUGUUACCGUGCGAGCAGCUGACUGCCAGGAGAAUAACACCGAGGGUGGGAGGCACUAAUGGUGCGGGGGGGCUGGAGGAGGGGCAGGGUUUCAGGGGACACACGCUCCGGGGGGAGCAGCCCCCGCGCUCGGGCUCUGCCCGCCUGCGGCCGCGCUCGCCGGGCUCCGGCAGGAGGGUGCAGUUGGAGGGAGUUAACACGCGGGCACCUAAAAAAGCAGCGAUGUAGUUCUGGCACUGACCAUUUUCAGUUCUCUCUCCCUGCCAUAUGUUUGGAAGGGGAAAUAAAAGGCAAUUUGGGAAAGAUGCUCUCAGCUAAAGGGAGGAGGUGGGCUGAGGGAGCGAGAUAGGAGGAAAUUCCAUGUUAGGAAAGCAUUAGCAAGGGGUAACUUCUAAUGUUUUCCUGCCACUGACGUUGACAGUGACACACAUGUGUGGGUUGAAAUUGGAACGUCACUGAGUUUUUAAACUCAACCAGGAAAUUGUCUGUUGCUCAGGGAUAAAAAACAAAUACUAUAUAUUGUAAGGCAGGUAACAUGCAGUUAACAGCUCCUUUCAAGGCAGUCAAAAGCUGUUUAAUGUUUAGAAUUGAGCGACUCAAAUUUAAUUUAGCUUUUUAUUUUCAGAGGGUUGGUGUGGUGGUUUUGUUUGUUUGUUUGUUUUUUGUUUGUUUGGUGGGGUUUUUUUAAGUUGAGGUUUUUCAUCUCUAUUUUUAAUCCUUUUAACCGAUACUUCAGAAUCAGAAAAGCAAAUAUUGACAGGGCUUCAGUUUUAGUCCCUUGUAACUAAGUAGUUCAAACUUGCAAAGUCUUGGACUUUUUAAAGCUGAGGUAGUUGUUAAAGGGUUUUGAGGGGCACUAGUUAUUGCCAGAGGCAGUUAUAUUUUUAAAAAUUCUUUUGUAUGGCUUCCUGUUACACAGGUAGAAUUGUUCUAUAAAUACAAUGUGUUUGGUUUUGUUUUUUUCACUGAUCUUGUUACAAAUGUUACAAUGUGGUAGCAUUCAGAGAUUUAAAAUGGGAUUAGGGAGCUAUUGUGCCAGAUGCUUUCUGAACAUGCAGGAAAUUUACCACCAGAGUUUGUGAUCCAAGGUGUCACUCUGACACUCUUGCCAUUGCUUAAAUGGUUACUAAGCUGCCUGGAUGCAAUGGUAGAACAGCGAUCGACUUAGGAACUGCCUUCUUGGGAGAAACAAAAGUUAGGAAGGCAGAAGGUAACACAAGGGCAAGGAUAACAGUAAGUAAAAUCCCUGAGUCGUCCUGUAGGUUAAGUACAGUGCAACUCACUGGUUCCCAGUCAUUUAAUCAAUAAAUGUUCUAUGUUACUUGCUACUCUGAUGAAAGUUGCCUUAAAAUAACUUUUAUGAGCAUGUAACCAUUGGAAAGUGAAGUAAAUCUUGCAGAAGCUGUGACACAUGGAUUUAUCCAAACUGGGGGAUGGAGUAAUAGAAGGUUGUCUGAGCUCCUUAAAUAGGGAAAAAGGCAAAAUCCCCAGGUUUUCAUUGUUCCCUCAUUCUGGCUCUUUCUCAGUGUCAGCAUUUUUCAACAUUUAGGUGAAGGUGACUGUAAGUUACAAUUCAUUAGUAAUUGGUAUGGUCUCCAAAUAAAGAUAGCUAAAUCAGUUUAAAUGAUGCUGGCACCUCUCCAAGGAUCCCUCUAUAUCUGACACAUUUGCCACUCACUUCUUCAAGGAACAAUUCAUAUGCUACACUGCUAUUUUUUUCUCUAUGGGAAGAGCAGUAGUGUAACUCAUUACGAAGGCUUUCUACCUGAUGUUCAAGUUUGACUUGCUGUCUUAAAACAAACAAACAAAAAACUGAGAGAGAGAAUUUUGAACUGAAGGAAGCAGAAGACACACCAAGGCUUUGCAUUGAACUGUUUUAUAUCAAUAUUGAUUUUUUAAGGGGGUUUGUGUUAUAAAGAGGGAGCUUUUAUCCCCCUGAGCUCUUUGGCAAUUAUCUUUCUGCCAUAAAUGUUGAUACGCACAUAAUGGAUGUAACUAAAAAAUCUCCUUAUCCCAGCAGAAAAGGCUGACUGUUUGUUGGAGCAGAGAGAAUGCUGAGAGUGUGAAUAGACAAACCCAUAUGUCGCUGGUGAGAGAGAUAAAUGAUGGACGAACAGGAGCUGGUUACUAUGGAUCAGCACAAUAAACCAAUUCCCAUCAUACACCUCUCUUAAUAAUAUACCAGUUUCAAUGCCAUUGACGGGUAACCUAGGUAGCACCAGUCAACUGUAAGUUUUUCAACUGUUCUUUUAUACAUCUCAAAGAACAGUUGGGACUGUUCUAAUUUUUUCAGAUGUUGAGUGCUAAAAUUAUGCAGAACUUCCUUCCUUGCCAGUAAUUUUGAAGGGGAACUUCAGAGCAUUGCUGUGAAAUGCCAAAUGUGCACAAUACUGUUGUGUGCUUAUAGUCAGUUUUGUUUUGUUUUGUUUAACCUGUAAAAGGGAUGCACUCGAAAAGCAGAUGCUUAACAAAUAUGUGAAGAAACCUUUAGGCGUUUAUUGCUACUCUCAUUAGUGUUGUUUCAGAUGGGACCAGACAUUGUUUUAAGUGAAAAUAACAAAAUAACAAUGCUGUGUUUAAAAGAAAAAACAGCCCUGCAGAAUAGGCAGUGAUCAAUAACACAGUUUUUGACUUUCUAUAACCCAUUUUAGGGCUUCCAGCAGCUGAAGGAAAACUUUGCAAAGCAGUCUGUACUUGCAUCACCGUCUCCUUCCUGUGUUCUUUAUUAUUACUGCUAGUGUUUUGUGCAGAAAAUUGAAGUCUUUGUCAGUUAAAGGUUUCACUUUAUGUCCUUCUCUUCUGCUGGAUAUUUUUCAUUGCAGUUGCUAUGAACCAGCCUGUUAGCUCUGUGCAAAAUGAAAGUAUAUCUCAGGUUGACAGCAUAAGCAGGGUUCAUGGUUCUUGGGAUAUGACUCCAUCAUUUUUGAAGUCACCAGUUGCUCUACCAGAAAGUGAUGCAGCCAGAGAUGGAUAACUAGUAAAUGCAAAUGAGCUAUGAAGAGUCUUUAUUCCUCUAAGGAAGCCUCAUCACUAAUAAUAAUUUUCUUUUUCUAAAUGAAAGAAAGUGUACUAGUAAGUCAUUACUUCCCUUCAAGAGAAAAAUACUUAUUUUGUACAGCACCUACUUGCAAAGUUAUAGUAGCUCUUUUUAGAUCUGUUUACUUUGGUGUGUGUCUCAGAUGAGCUUAAGGGUGUUUGUAGGCCAGGCUGUAGGACAGUACACCGGUCUUUCUCCUUUCAGGGGCCAAAUCUAGCAGUACUUUUUCAUUUUAUAGGGAAUGAGACUCAGAUUUGAUAGGGAAAGGGUGUGGGUAUGUGCUUCCAAACUGCUUCUUUUCACCUCUUGGAGGAAACGAGAUGGAAAUGUAGCAGAGCAAAAGAUUUUGUCUCCACUGGCUGGAUUUUAGCAGCCCCUUUGCUGCUGUGCAGGAAGAGUUGUGCCCAAAGGCUAGAGCAGGGAAAAGAACCAUGGGUUUCCUUCCUCCCCUCUCUCCCAGCUGGCUGGACUGGCCGGGGGAUGCAGGCUGUGCCCAUGGGGCCAGUGAAGGGCCGGGGGGGCCACAUGUGGUGACGCAGUGGGUGCAGGAUUUUGUAUGGCCCUUUACUCCAAGUGCUGCCUCAUCGCAGCAAUGAACCCUUGGUAAGUGCUGACCCAAGGAAAGGGCUGCUGCUCUUGGGCGGAUGCCGCACUGACCAAAAUUGCUCUUUGGCAAUUGGUGACCAGGCUGAGGAGAGGGAAAAGCAGAAUUCAUCAUUGUAAAAAGAGAGACAUCGUAUUGUGACUUGUUGAAAUCUGCUCUGCUUUCCCCUGCAAGGGACUUGGCAGUUUUAUUGAUAACGAAGUGUUACAUAAGUACCCCAUCAGGCAUGUCCUAAUUUGUUAAUAAUUGAUGAUCUGGGUAGCACAGAAAUACCAGUGGUGUUAAUGCACUCCCACACUAACCUGCAAUCUCUGCAAGCCCCAUGUUUUGCUUUGAAUUUAAUUGGAAUAUAAGCAUUCUUCCUUUUAUUUUCCUUUUCAAUUUACCUGGUGAUUCAACCACAGCUGCCUGUCGUGCUUCCCUGUUCAGGCAGGGACAGCUGGGGGCUCAGCCUGGCGCAGACAUGAUAUAGAUUACCUCUGCAGGGGAGGGUGUUAACUACGUUAUUGUUUCACCCCAUGUCAGGCGAUCUACCGAGUGGCAUCAGUUUGAGCCCAGGGGAAAGCCAGUUUUUUGCACCUUCCACCUUUGGAGGUGAAGUGUAAGUCCCGUGGGAUGGAUGCAGUGGUGCCUCUGCAAUUCCUGAACCAGGAUUCGUCAGUACAGAGAAGCCAGGGCGCUUUUUGCACAGCACAGAGCAAGCACUCUUCCAUUUUUUCUCUUCUCAUAACAGGUUGUAUUUGUAGCUACCGGCUACUUUUGUCGUGCCACAGAUAGAGUGAUCGGAAAAAAUAUUUAUGUCUGUUGACACGCACAAAAAAGAAAUACUCACUUGAUAUCGUCACUGUGAUCUGGCUGCCUCUUUUGUAUUGCAUUGUUUUUCUUUUGCAUUUCUGUGGAAGUUUAUUUUUCUCUAGAAUUUAGUACCUCAGGACUCUGAGCAGGUUCAGGAGUUAUAUCUACCUCAGACAUACCUAUUUAUUGUUUUCAGAAUAACACAGCACAUUUACUCUGUUGUGGGCACUGAAACCCAUUACCUGCAUUAAAAUCAGAAGCAGCAAGGUAACUUUCUAGUUAUGUUGUGAAAUAUAAUGGCAUUGUUCGCUUUUAUUAACAUCUCGAGGUUGAUUAUACGGUGGUAAGAAGCCUGUUCUGCUGUGCAAAAGCCUGUCUUUAAUUUCAAGUGGUUGAUCCUGAUCAGGCAGUUAGAGCGGCUGCAGCAACAAUUGCUUGGAGCUCGAAAUCACAUUUGUCACAAGAUCUGCCCGGUAGUACUGGCUGCUUGAAGACUUACUCCGACUUUUCAGAGUUACCCUUUGGUUGGAUUGCAGUGGUGGGGGACUUGCCAAUCUUUCCUGUUCUUUGUGCCUGAUUCUGAAAGACUGGCAAGCUUUAUGCUAUGUUUUCUGAAGAGGGCCCAGCUUUACGAAGCUGCCUGUCUGUCAGGGAUUAAUUUAACCUCUAAUUACUACAUUUUCUUCACAGUUUGCUGCACAUGAGCGUGUUAUAACAAAAGCACAAAGAAGAAUGUCAUUUUAUUUAGCCACUACUCUGAAAUUAAUUUAGGGGGUAUAGAGUCAGAUCUGACACACUUGGUGUUAAAAUAAUUGUACUGACGUUAGAAUUAAAGUACAUAAUCUUGUUGUUUCUAAUGAUACAACAGUACUAGUGUAAAUAGUGUUGUUAACUCGUUAGUCAUUGCCACAGUAAUAGGAAUGAUACCUAGAAAUAUUCAAACAAGAAUGGCAGCAAAGGUUUCCCCAAAAUAAUUAAUGGUUUCCCCAAAAGAGUGCAUGGUUUCUGCUUGAUUCCCAUCCACCAUUUGGUUUUAGGAUUACAUGUCUAAGAGUUGUUUGUUGUUUUUUCUAAAAGGGUCUUCCAAAUUGCAAUAAACAAACAUUUUCAAUGUCUUGGGUUUCUUCCAGCCUGGAUAAUAUGUUUUUGUUUGGUUGGUUUUUUGGUUGGUUUUUUUUUGUUUUUUUUUUUUUAAAAAACAUGCAGCAUCUUGGGAACAGUACAAAAGGCCAUAUGUCCUCUUCUGCCUGCUCACACUGACAUCAGUGAUGCAGCAGUUCACUGAGAGUAGUGGGUAGUCUUGAAGGAAGGGAGUGAGUCUGUUUCUGUUAUGAGACAUAGGGUCACUUUCUUCUUUUACAUUUCUGUGCUCUGUAAUAUUUACAACAAAGGUGUGUUUUGUUUUGUUUUUUUUCCUCUGGCAAGUUUUGUAUUGGGAAAUGCAGUCUAUCUCCAGUUUAGGUAAAUGCAGUUAAAAGCACUGCUGUUGUUACAUGGUAAGUUCUCAGUAGCUGCCUCUGCGUCCGUCACCUCUGAGCAGGUUUGUUGAAAUGACUUUGAAAAUGUAAUUUCUCACAUAGAGUUUGGUCUGCAGAAUUACUGGUUAUGAUACUGACGAUUUAUUUCUAGUGGAAACAGAAGGUUGAUUGCAUAUUUUUGUGUCAUGCCUUCAAGUUAUAAAGCAUGGGCCAAGCUCAGUAAUUCUCCUUCAGUAGAAACUGUAACUGCAUUUGAUGGGAAACUUUCCCCAAAGAUUCCCCAAGGUCAGAUAGGACACAGUUACGGAGUCAAAUCUUGUAGCCCCUUUCGCAAAAGGAGAAUUAAUGUAGCAUCGUUAUCCAGGCUUGUGACAACAGUGACACAGGAUUGCCAAAAUGACUAAUGGAAGGAGAUGGAUGAUUGAUUCUCUUUGUAGUAGUGGAUCAGGUUACUCCUCUGAAUUCUUUCUUCAUUUCUCUCAAUUCCCAAACUGCAACCAGUUAUUGUGAUUAUUUACUCUAAUAACUUCCAAUCUACAAGUAAAUUGAACAUAAAUUAAGAUCAACUGAUGUAAAGGAUGGGAUGGUUCACUGAGCUGACAAUAAGGUAUGGAGACACUUCUGCUGAUCAGUCGUUACACAGGAUGGCUGUUUUCUGUCUGUGUGGAGGGGGCUGGAAGCCCCUGCUCUUUUUUUUGUGGAUGUGAGUUUUCACAUAACAAACUGGAGAUUUCCUAAGGUAGAAUCCAACCCCAAAUAAUGCCUGCUCUAAUUUUAAAACUGUCAGACUUUUUUUUUUUCAGAGGGUUUGAAUACCUGUACCCCACAGGCCUCCAGACAUGGAGGCAAUUUUUGGAGUAAAUAGUUCCCAGAUUCUUACUUGUCCAUUGUAAAAUGGGAAUAGUAGUGCUUUACCUUAAGGGAUAUUUAGUGUGAAAGUUAGCUAUUUAAAUAUUUUGGAAAUCAUAAGUGCUUGUUACUAGCUGAUGUCUUUAGGGACUAUUCACACAGUUGGAAAUUAUAUUAAAAAUAAAGUCAGGUACAUCUUACUCUAACAGCAUCUCAGUGUGAAUGAUAGUUGAUUUCUUUGCUCUGACUGUAAUGCCAAUGCAAGUGGGUAUUUUCCCUCCUGACAUCACAUCAUAGUAUCUUGCUUUUGCUGGAACUUCAGAAUUUGAUAUAGGGGAAAAGAAAAUAUUUAAAGAAAAAAAAGUGGCAUAUACUCUCAGGGAUGUAUUUUAACGUUUCAUUCUCAGCUACAGAUCUUCACAGGUUAAGUUCUGGGCAAAGACAAACAAAUGGAUAUUAUAUAAAGACAUUUGUCACACACAGUUUCACUCACACACAAGAAGCUUUUCCCCCCAUACAUUAGUAUGUAACAUUUAGUGUGUAAACAUUUUCAUUAGUUUAAGGAUAAUUAGGCAACACUCAUUUCUUGUGGUUAUUGGAAUGGAUACUGAGUAUAAUUUCAUUUUGUUUUGACUAGUUACUUUAAAUCUUUCUAGGAUUCUCACCGUUUUAAAUCUAUAUACAGAAAUAAUUUCUGAAUUCAUCCAGUAUCUCAGUAACCCAGUAGAUCAUGCUGAUGAGCAGGUACUUCUAAGGACUCCACUUUUCCUGUUCCUUUAACUUAUUUUCUUAAUUAACUGCGUUGAUUUAAAGUCACACAAACUGAAAAAACCCCCAAGUAUAUACAAUCCUGCAGUCAGAAGUACAGGCAAAAGGUUUUGAUCUCUGACUGCCAAAUGGUGACUCAUUAAAAAGAAAUUUUGUUCCUCCCUUUUCAAAGAGUUACUUACUACCAUGCAGUAAAUAUCUAGUUUUGAUGCUACUGCAUUGAAAUGCCUGACAUUGUUGGUGUGUUAAGUCCAAACUCUGUGAGAUCAUUUGAUUACAGGCUCCAUGAGGUUUUGUUUUGUUGUUUUUCUCUAUAAAAACAAGCAAACAAAAAAGUUGGGUGAUGUUCUUCAAGCUUUACCCUGCCUGUUUGAGUAUAGUCUAAAAUGAAACAUGUUUGGAUUUUAAUAACCUUUCCAUACUUCAAGCAGUGGAUCAUUCAAUGUAUUUUUAAGCACACAGUAGCAUGCAAGCACUAAUUUGUUUAUAAUUGUGCAUUGGGUAACAUUAGACAAGGAGAUUGGAAUUUGUCUAAAUAAAAAAAAUUCUCUUUGUCUUCCACAUCAAGGGUUGCGUGUAAGCAUUUUCUAAUGUGGCAUUGCAUAAAGCUGAAAAUUAUACUGAAGAGACACAGUCAAGAUCCAACCAAAGGCAUGCCCCUUUUCUCAAUUUCCAUAUUAAUCUUGACUCUUCGAGCCAUCUCCUUUGUUUUCUUGUUCUUACCUAUUCUACACAUUUGAUGGAAGGGCACAAAGGUGUGUUUGAAUCCUCUAUCUCAUCUCAUCUCAUCUCCCUGUUUAUGGAUUGGUUGGUUUGAACUUCACAUAGUGUUGGAAGGAUGUUUUCUUGUUUGCAGCAGCACUUGUAUUUGACUUGAAGCAGAAGGAAAGUGUGUUCGGGCUUUUCAGUCUUUAUGAGAAGUGAAUCUUGGUCCCUGAUCCCAGAAGGUAGAUCAGCCUUAAUUUCAAGUGAAAGUGCUGCAUCUUCAAAUAACUUCCCGUGUCAGUUAAAGUUCAAUAUUCUUGAAUUCCAGAAAUAUAGAUGAAUUAAAUCUAAAGUUUAGGGCAAGUGUGAAGGAUGUAAGAUAAAAUGUAGAUGUUUCUUCUGAUGCCUCCCUCCCCUUCAGGGCUCCUACUGCCUGUCAGCUGUAAUCGAGUGAUUUGAUUGCUUUGUAGUGUUAAGCUAAAAGAAUAAAUCUAAGUGCCUUGGGAAUGGGGAACCAAUGCAACAAUCAAAACCAAACAAGUUAAUAAAUGUGAAGCGUUUCUGCAUGGUGCUGCUCCAGAAGUGCUACUUCCAGAAAUGCUUGGGGGCAUUAGUGGACCAGUCAGUUAGUGUAAGAAUGUUCAUCCCUAAUUGGAUGCUGAGGGGUGCACUCUGUGUUUUGAAGAAGUAUGUGUCUUCUGUUGGUUCUAAAUUAUGGAAGUCUUGAGUGUCGCAGGAUGAACUGUUUGUUGCUCACCUUCUUGCUUCCUGCUCACUCUAACAUAUCUGGAAAAAGCUUGACUUGGGUAGACAUGAUUGUCCUUUCUUUAAAAUCAAUCUGGCUCUACACAUCUUCUACAAAUUCUUUUUUUUCCCUCUUGACAGCUCUUCUCUCCCCACACCCAAGCCCCCCAAAAUCUGGCCAGAUAUAGAGCAUUUGAGUGACUGAACACUGAGGCAGUUUUAAACCCAAAUUAGACACUUGGACUAUUUUCCGAUGCCCAUGUGCCAGGCUACGUACAGUCUGGAGUCACUUGUAAGGACAACACAGAUAAAAGUGGUGUGAGAUAGAGCAGCAGUGUGGUAUUCUGUUGUGUAAGAAAACCCCUUCUUCUUGCCUGCAUGGAACUGAUUUUGGAUGUUUGUGCUCAUGCGGAUAAGGUAUGAGUUAAUUACUUGAAGUCUUACGCCAGCCUCUAGCUUUAAUUUUAUCAUAUCUAAGAAUAGCAGCAAUGGUGAACUACCAGACAAAUAACUGAUUCUCACUCUCCAUGAGUUCUCCCUUUGGAGCAUCUAUAUUGGUAUCUACAUGUCUUAUUUCAGGAGUUAGAAUGGUGACCCACUUUGUAGCCUUCAUCUAGUCCAGUGAACAUCCCUUCUUUUGGCAUUUGCACUGGGAGCAGAAUAGGCCUUCGUAAAAGGGCUGUGGAAAACUUACCAUCAAAUGGUUUGCCAUCUGCUACCCAAAACGUAGUGAAGCAAACUGUUACACUUUGUGUGGAGCUUAGGGCUUGAUUAACUUAAAUUACCCUCCUGUUGUACAUGUUUGUGAUGCCGAGGGAAUUAGGCAGCAUGUAUUUUCAAGAAAUAUACGUUCAUUAUUAAGAAGGUUAAGCAAUAACAUCCAGUGGUCAUUUCCUUUUGGAGCCUAGCUCUGUCUCUGUAGUGUAAUUUGUUUGUUUAUGCAUACCGCUGAAUCCUGGAGAGGAGGUGGACCAGGUCUGCCGGCGUGAGUUGAGCUGCUCUGUGGCACUGGCUGCCCUGGCUGUGCCGGCUGGUGCUGCCCGAGCCACUGAUGGAGAGACAGAGACCUCGGGUGUAGAGAUGAAGCGGUCCAAAGUACGAGGAGGCGAUGUUACAGGGAUCCAUUAAAAGAAAACUGGAAGAUGAUAGCUCUCCGGCCUCUGGUGGCGUGCCUGAUGUCAUUUUCCCGAACGACAGUAAAAGACUUUGUCUUGAUGAUGUGAACCUUGCCAUGGGCCAAGGUGCCAAUCCCAAUGUGGCAUGUCCAGACAUACAAAGUUCUCCAUUCUCCACCAGUCACAGCUCUUCUUCCCUGGGUGUCACAGGUCAUUCAGUGCUCCUUGAAAAUAAUCACAUGAAUGGUGGUGGCAUUGGUUCCCCAUUUUCAGUGCCACCCAACACGGAAAUAAAUCAGAAGGCAUCAAUAGGAGGGCAAAACAAUAACAUCGUCCACUAUGAUGAGAAAGGAAACAGCUUACAGUCUGUGGACCAGGAGCUGCAAGAUCUGUUGGAAGAGCUGACAAAAAUGCCUGAUCCUUCACCCAGUGACCUGGAUCUGGAGAAGAUUUUGUGCAGCAAGGCUGAAGAGCCACUUGGGCUGAGUCAUUCUCAACCAAGCAUAAGCACUCCUCCGAAGUCCUCCCCACAGACUUCCCACUUGGAGAACCAUGUUGCUAACAAGGAUUUUUCUCCAGGCUGCAAUCCAGCCAGUGGAGGAUCUCCUCAGAUGAGGCCAUCGUCUGCUGGAGCUAACUUCCAAGUUCCUCCCUCAAACAAACCUGCUGCAUCACCCAUUUCUACAGCCGCUCAGGGCAAGAACCAGCCACCACCUAUGCUUCCAGUCCCCUUACCCAACAUACCUGGCUCCAACUGGCAUGCUCAGCAGCUAAAGCAGCUGGCAGCAAGCAAGCAGGUGUCUACUACUAAGCAACCAGUGCAGGCUUCCAGCUGGCCAGCUAUGUCUCCUCCUGGUCUCUCUCCGCCUUACAGGACAGGAUCAUCCCCACACCAUCAACCUUUCAGUCCUCAAAAUGUUAUGGUGUCUGGCAUGCCUGCUAAUAAUUUACCAGGAAACAACAUUCAAAGUCCUCAAAACACUCUGCUUUCAAGCAUGACUUCCAACAGCACCGCAUCCAAUGGCCCCUCUCCUCCUUAUGGGUCUGAGAAGCUUUCCAGUCCAGCUCUGAACCAGCAGCCCUUCAGCCCACAGAGCUCCAUGCUGCCCACCCUGACAGCAGCCAGCUUACCAGCCAACAACAUUAAAAGUCCACAGAACAACUUGGUUGGCAGCAUGGCCUCCACAAAUACUGGACCUUCUCCACCAUACAGACCAGAAAAGCUGUCAAGCCCAGCUCUGCAUCAGCAGCCCUUCAGUCCUCAAGGUACAUUAAUCUCCAACAUCACUCCAAACAGCAACCCCACAAGUAUGCAGAGCUCCCUUUUUAAAUCAAUGACUACAAACCAGUCCAAAAAUAUGAACAUAAUUAUGCAACAGCCAUCCAGUAGCUUACAGCCAGGUCUGGUGAAUGAGAGCCCUGUUAGCCAAGACCAGUUUUCUUUCAAUCACACCAAACCGCUGUCUCACUUUGCCUCAGAGUCAGCUACUCAAAAGAUGUCACCUCUGUCAGCAGGCCAAGGGCAGCAGUCCCUCAUGCACUAUCUCCAGCAGCAGCAGUCCCCAGCCCCGCAGCCGGCCCAGCAGCCCAGCAACAGCCAGUUUCUCCAGCAGCAGUUUCGGCAGCUGAUGCAGCCCCAUCGGAUGCAGAGACACGUGCAGCCUGCCGCCUUGCCGUCUCAAAGCAGACAGGAUCAAAACACUGGAAUGGUUGCCAGACUUCAGGAGCCGGGCUCCAUCCCAAGCGGAGGCUCUGUGACGGCACCAGCCACGGUGAAUGGGUACACGAUGAGGAACCAUUUACUGAAGCAGCAAAUAAUGAAACGACAGCUGAUGCAGGAAAAGCAGAAACAAAACAUGCUGGGAGUAACAUCUGAGCAGAGGAGUUUAUUUGCAGCUCAGCAAUUAAAUCAGUUCCAAGCUGUGCCGCAGCCCCUUGCCGCUGACUGCAGCCAGGUGAUGCCGGCUCCUCCGCCCAACCACCGCAUGCUGCCAUCGAACCCAGCCAUGCUCCAGAGCUCCUUGGGCUCUGGCAUGGCCCCGGCCACCGCCAGCCAGAGCAGCGGGACCGUGGUGAUGAUUCCACACAACCCUGGCAAGCAGCAGGAGAUUUUUCCACCUAAUUCUGACUUUAACAUCCCACUGCGGCCAAGCCAGAACUCACUGGGCAUGAACUCAGGGUGCCAAACAGUACACAGCCACUCUGCUGUGCGGCCGGGGAUGCCGAUGGCAGGCUUCAGUUCUGGUUCCUUAGCAAAUCACUCUGCAACUCAGCAGCACUUCAGGCAGCCGAGUAUGCCAAGAAUCCCCAACGUCUACCCCAGCUCAUCUGCCCAGAUGUGGACGCCGACCACUGUGCCAAGAAUGCCAAAUCAAAGCCAAAUGGAUGCCAGCAUGCAGCAGUUCUCCGGUAACGCUCUCUUCUCCAAGCAGAGCGUGAGGCCAAGCGCACCGGGUCAGCAGUUCUCCCAGCAGCCUGUCGUGCCGCCUAAUCAGAUCGCUCCCGGCGUCCAGGUCAGACAGAUGCAAAAACUGAGCAUGGGGCAGUCUGGCCAGGGCUUGAGCUCAAUGAGUAAUCAGAACUUGAGACACAAUUUAACCAGAGGACCGUUGCCAGCUAUGAAUGUUAUGAAAUCAAUGCCACAAGGAGUGUCCAGUUUUAACCAGCUCAAUCCUGCCUCAGGCCUUGGCCCGCCCAGCUACCCGGCCGCCGGCCAGCCGCCCGAUGCCUUCCCCAGGAUGAGCACGGCGGCAGAGCUGCCGCAGUAUGACUUUGUGUCCCAGCACAGCGGCUCCGUCAUGCCCACCAACUGCAGCGACACCGACUUCCUCGACUCUCUCAUGAAGAACAGCAGCAGCAACGACGAGGAGUGGUUGAACAAUCUGACAAUGAUAGAUGACAUUUUGGGACAGCACGCUCAAAGCUCCGGGCAUGUUUAGCUCAGAGAGAAGCAGUCUCAUUGUAAAAAACAUACGUGUGACUUUCAAAAAGCAGCAGACAACCCACAAAAGCCGCUGCCUCUUUCAAUACAGAAUGAAGAGACUCAGCCAAUUCUUUGCCUGCAUCAAAGUUUAAUAUUGGCAGUUUUUCAGAUGACUGUAUAUAUUUGAAUAUUUUGUAAAUUAUGUUUUCCUAAACCUUAAAUGUAGAAGUAUUUAUACUUCUUUGCUGGACUGUUUGUAAAUAAAUCUAUAGCAUAACUUUUGGUUUUAUUAUAGUGAUUUCAUUAUACCUUGUUAUAAAUAUGCAAAUAAUAUUGUUAGUUUCAGUAAUACUGUGUAUUACAGCAUAAACUACUUAUGUUUUUGACAUAACACAUGAACUAGGGGUGUCAUUGCAACCAGACUAAGCAGAAAUCAGAUAUGGCAUCUGUUCUCCCAUAUGAAGAGAAAAGAUGGAAAAGUUGCAUAAAAAAAAAAAAAUAAAAUCCAUAAAAAGAGCUGCUGAUUCCCUUGUGGCUCAGUCUUGCAGCCCGAUUCUGGUAUGGAGGUCCCAUCUGGGCUCCUGGUGCAUUCAGAGAUCUGCCCACAGAGAUCCAUUUGCAAUAUCUUGGGCAAGUUCUCAAUUUGAUACACUCCAGUAGGUCGAUUUGACACUGACAAUGUGUCGUCCAUUGUCCUGCAGCGAGUGUGUGCUGGUGAUGUUACAGCUGCUGCCCGGCGCGUGUCUGGGCAUCGCGGGCAGGCGAGCUCUGUGCUGUACGAACUGGGUGAUGCUGGGGCGGAGGCGCUGGGCAGCCCCUGCCAAACCUCCCUGCCGACCGUGCCCUUCCGUGAAAAGGCAGCUCUGGCUUGCACACCUCUGCCAUGUAUAUUUGUAGUGUACAGGUGAUUUGUUCCUGGUUUUAAGGCUUUUCAGAUUUUCUGUUUUCAUGUGAGACUUUUUUUCAGGGGAAAAGUCUAUAAACAUUAAUAGUUAAUUUUUGAUGUUUUUCUGUCAGCUACUGUUGUCCUAUGUAUAUUUAAGAGUCUGUUUAUAAAAGAUUCACUGUACUGUAAACUUCUUAAAAUGUUCAUACUUUGUGUAAUCAUAUUUUAAUAGUCACGUCAUACUUCGCAAUACAUUUGUAAUAUAACGUCAGCUUCAAGCACAGAAUGUUUUUUUCUUCAUACCAUAAUAAACUGCCAGGGGAAAAUUGCA
Messenger RNA from Columba livia (rock pigeon), 14583 nucleotides. RefSeq names its product mastermind like domain containing 1 (gene MAMLD1). The transcript is spliced from 5 exons. Gene Ontology annotation, biological process: regulation of transcription by RNA polymerase II. The record is from RefSeq and is a predicted model, not a curated record. Bases 10437 to 13382 code for a protein of 981 amino acids. NCBI's taxonomy places the organism in Eukaryota, Metazoa, Chordata, Aves, Columbiformes, Columbidae. Gene Ontology annotation, cellular component: nuclear body.